This is a messenger RNA of Neodiprion fabricii, 7048 nucleotides long. RefSeq lists its product as uncharacterized. The transcript is spliced from 4 exons. Lineage: Eukaryota; Metazoa; Arthropoda; Insecta; Hymenoptera; Diprionidae. Bases 620 to 4345 code for a protein of 1241 amino acids. Gene Ontology annotation, molecular function: protein binding. The record is from RefSeq and is a predicted model, not a curated record.
GCAGAAACUGCGCAUGUUAUCAUCCUCUCAGUGCGUUAUUAUUUUACGCUAAGGUGCUCAGCAGCAGGAACAGCAGGAGGUAAUUUUCUCGUGUAUGAUGUUAUUGGUACCGCGUUUGUCGUCGGACGCCGGUAAUCUGCAGCGAGCCUUGAAACAAGACAAAUCUCAGAACGAGUGUAUAAGUGACAGUAUGUCGUGCAGGUAGAAACAACUAAGGAAGUUUCGAUCUACCCGUACGUGUGUUGUUGUUGUUGUUGUUGUUGUUGUUAUUCGAAUUCGAAUCCGGUGCAACGGUUUUUUCCUUCGCGAUGAUCACGUGCCGCGUGCAGCCGAAUGCGCUGCAGUGAUCGAUCAACGGUUCGAAACUUGAUGGUUUAUAACCUGUGCGCGUGCGGUUGUGAUUCUCGAAUAUCGAAGUCCUGCCCUGCGGCUACCGGUGUCCACUAGCCGUAAUAAAUUUCGUCCGUUUGUGAAAGCUUGAGAAACGUUUUCGGUCGCUAAAAUAGAACAGCUUAUCGCGACAUGUCGGUGUCCGUUUAUUCAAAAAGCUGAUACAGGUGCAGCGGAUACCACAAGAUAACGACGAGGUCAGAUUUGCGGUUAGGUGACGACGCUUAUCAUGGACACGGGGGAUGGAAAUCCGGAUCCUACCUGCUUCGGCAGCGGCAGCAUUGCCGGGGCUGUUAUCGGCACUUUCUUAACAACGAUCUUACUCUUGGCCGUUGCUGCCUUGUUCUACAGGCAGUGGAGGAGACACAAGGGUAAACACCUAGUGCUGGUGACGGAUCCGGAGAUCGUCGAAGACGCUUACGCGUUCGAUAAUCCCUGUUUCAAAGAUGCGGCAACUCCAGCUGCAAUCACAAGGACCAUCGAGCGUCCGAUGUCAGCAGCGUCAGCAGUAUCCGUGGAGACCCCCGUGAAGGACGCAACCCGAUGGUCAACGUCCUGGUCUUCCCUAGGUCUGGGUUCUGCAGUUAGGAACGACAAACGACGCACCUUGGACGAUUCGUGCCUCGGGCCAAAAGCAAUGCGUGUAAGCCUUGUGAGUCUUAGGAGCCGGGACUUUACGGGACUCGGGUUCAAUGUGUGCGGGAACAUGCGAGAGGGCAUCUUCGUCAAAGAUCUUCUGAACCGCGGUCCGGCCUCGGAAUCUGGUCGAAUUCAUCCUGGCGACCGAAUCGCCAGUGUUAAGAUCAGCUUCAGAAACAUGGUCUAUGAGGAUGCCCUGACUAUCCUGAGCUACGCAUCACCGUACGACGUUGAAUUGGAGGUGGAAAAUGGAGGUCCAGGUUCAAAGCCUACUACGCUCCUGAAAAAGAGCGUAAGCCAAAGCCCUAUGAGGAUUUGUCAUCCUCUCUACAGAAGCCAGUCGAUUCCAGAAUUGACUCCAUCUAACAAAAGCACAGCCAAGAGGCUGUUCACCGCAGAUCUUAGCGACACGUUAGGCUCGAGUUACUCUACCAUGAAUUCAACUAUGAAGUCUUCCAAGUCAGCGACGGGCAAUCAGUCUCUGGAGAGGCGUUCGGUGCCUGCAGAGGAUGGCAAAAGCAACCAUCACAAGUUCGGAAUAAAAGUGCUACCGGCGUUGGACGGCAUGGUACACAGGAUAGAGAACCAGAACGAGCACAACACGAACUUAGAACGUCGUAACUCGAAGAAAAUGGACGCCGAGGAGAUAUUGUCCAAUUCGAGGAACGUCGUGAUCGCCGGUGAGGUGACACCUGAGGUGAAAAAGACGGUUGAGAAUCUACAACAGAGAGAAAACAAUUUCGACGUUAAUUCGAGGAUGAAGACGGCUGUGGCUACAAGUCUAGGUCCUGAACUGAACGGGAUCGAUGUGCCUGACAAGGGGGAAGAUCAGGGUAGAAUUCCCUCGGAGAUACCGGAAGAAGUUCACAACGCUGCGGUUGCGGCACGCAGGAAUAGGAGAAACAGCGCAGAGCUUUUGAGCCAAUCGAAAACUUUGAACGAGUCGUUCGACGCAGAUGAUACGGCGGACUCGAAGAGCUCCCUGCAGAAGAACAAAAGGAAAGCUCCUGCACCGCCGAAGGAAAAGACUCUGGCACCGGAGCCAGCCCAAUCAGUGAGCAGGAAGGAAACCGUUCAGAGUUCUCCGUUGAACCAUAACAGCGACGGCAGUGGAGACAAGUUCGACAGCAUAACCGAUUACACAGAAUCUUUGAACGACUAUGUGACCAAGGUCCGCGAAACUAUGGACGGGGCCGAAGCACGUCGUGAAAGACUAGCGAACCAGACCUGCCGCCGGAACUCGGAGUCAGACACAGACAGCGAACUCCAGAACAGCUUUACAACCAUCGAAUUGAAUCCGGCAGACAUAACGAUUCAUCAUACUCCGGUGCCAGAAGUCGAUGACGACAUUUAUAGGAAAGCGGCUAGCCUUGGCGACCUUUCGAAAUACGAGAGCAAAGCAACUUCGACCCUGGAAAGAGCGCAGAGUCUCGACAUGACGGAUACUGGAUCGAAAAAACGAAAGGCUCCGCUGCCUCCGGAAGAUAUAAACGAGUCCACUGAGGAUCUGACGAAACUCGACGAUAUGGACACCUUCCAAAGGCGGAAGUUAAAGAAGUCGAACGAAUGGGGAACCUUGGAGGAUGCGAUAUGGGGAAAAGUGGAGUCUGAGGUUCUUGACGAAGAGGCACCAAGGACGAGAAAGAAGAGCAAGGGAACGCUGGAGAGAUCUAAGUCAGCUGUUGAGAUGAAGCCGAAGCAAGACAGUUCGUCGACAGGCUUAAAGCACUUUGACGUUUCAAAUGUAACCGGCGAGACGAGUAUCGAACUGUACAAUUUACCGCUUAGCAAAAAACUGACCUACGAUUUUAUACACGGCGAAAGGAUGUUCAAUCCUGAUCAGGAUAACUCGUUAGCCCGGAUAGUGAACAACGGGGACGUGGUGAAGAGCCCAACCUUCGAGGAGGUCGAACUAGAUUUCAGACAAGCCAAACCUCUCAUCGAUGACGAGAAAGAAGCCAGACUCGAUCUCGAUGAAGCGCUGGAGUAUUUUGACCUGAAGAGAAGUGCCGGGGAGGCAAAAAUUCCGGUUGAAAAUAUUGUGGAAAAAAGAGAAGCUGUGAAAUCGAGCGAGGCUAAGCCAAUUUACUAUUAUAACAACGUCGAAGUUGUUGAAGAGCCGAUGACAAAGACGAUCGUCGAUACUAGCUGUCCUGGCUGCAGACGCGCCCUGAACGGCCACCAGAAUGAAAGUUGCAACAAACACAGUGACAGGCCAGAUAGCAAAAUUCCGGAUAUAAUUCAAACAACAAAUGACAGAGACAAAACGAACUCGUCGUUCGCUAACGAGCAACAAAACUAUCGAACGGAAUCGAACGACGUCAGCGAGAACAGAAGAGCGGACAUUACAUCACCAGUAUUUCAGAUCAAUCGGCAAAAGUUUGAUCCUUUUGAUGUGGCAAAGCCAGCCGCUCCAGCCUCGUCAUUUCACAUACAAAGUACGAAAGUUGAGCCGUUAAACACGGAGGAAAAGAGGGAAUCCGUAUCAACAUUUCAAACAAACCGAACAAAGUUUGAACAGGCCCAAGAUUCCUUGGCCAAGAAGACCAAGAGUGCAGUCGACGCGGGCUUCGAAACUCACUUUGCAAAACGGGUCAUGAAUUUGGCAAACGACAAAGAUGCCAGCGACGCAUUGUCGUUUGAACCUGGCUCUAACGUGACGGUGAACAGCAAAAGCGUUCCGCUGACGAGCGAAGACCGACACAAUAUCAGCAACGUCAGUGUAUCAAGCGGCGAUAUCCGUGAGAGCAGCCCAAUAAAUCCUAGAGAACUCAACCGGCAGGAGUCCGAUACAACGCCACCGCUGCCCAGCACCCCGAUGCCGUUACCCAUACCUCACAAACUGACGUACAUAACGGAGAUAAAGGUGUCAACCAGUCAAGAAAACCUGAACGACAUCGACGGCAAUCACGAUGAGAUAGUUGGGAUGAUGGAGGGUGGUACGGAUUCGAUCAGCAAGCAACCACCUCAGCUUGGGGUGACUGUGACCUCCAAUGGAAAGCCGGUGGCUGGCAAAAAACCGCCCAUACCUCCGCGGAGGUCGGAUGUUGCAAAGCUGGCAAAAGAGGAGCUGGAAAAGCAGGUUGUUUAUGUUUCAGAGUACAAAUCAAGCCCGAGCAAAGACCCUGCAAUCCAAGUUGCCGAGGGUGCUGGGUCCGAGAUGAGUCGGACGUCUGGAGGCAUCGGUAAGAAGUUUGAACAAUGGGUAUUCUUGGGAGAGAACAAGGAUAAUGUGUGGGAGAAUAGCGGUGGACAACCCCAGCCCGUAACGAACAUAGUCCUAACAUCAAACGAGGAUAAAAUGAUACACCAGUAAAACGGUACUGCAGUAUUAGACCGGAUGAUCAUAUGAAGCCUUCCAGGAAGCCCACCUUCUCAUCAUUGCGUUUCCCUCACAAUCUAGCCUUGAGAUUAUCUUAAUUGGCUCGAUCACGAAGUAAAAUAUAAUAUGUCUAAUAGUAAGUUGUGGGCUUUUUUGUAGAUUUAAAGUCAAGUUUUAACUUCGAAACGAAUUUGCCCAACUUUAUAUCGAGUUCUAUCUCGGUCAAUUGACUUUAUGUUUUAUCCUGAAUAUAUGGGAGAAGUUGACGAACGGAAUGGUUAUGAGUUGGAGAAAAGGUAUUGAAUUAUUGUUAGAUGUCGGAAUGGAAAAUGACUAUCUUCCGUUACUAGGAAGGUAAAGAUACGUACCCGAACCUCUCAAGCCACGUGCCAUAAGUACAUAGAAAGAAACGAAGUUCAUGACGGAUUAUGGGUAUAUGAGUAUGAAAAGAGUGCGCAAAUUAUUAUUGGUAUUGUGAUCGUGUGCGGCCUUGUAUAGCGAGUAAGGUUGCAAUGUAUAUGUGAAUGUAUAGGUACGUGUAGAUUUGAAAAAAGAGAGUUAGGUAAUUUAAACAUAUUAAAAUAUAAAACUCGACUAUGAUUGAGUUUUUGUAAAUAAAGGCCAGUGUGUGCAACGCAUGUUAUUGUUUAUCUUUAAGUAUCACAUUACAGGCGAUGCAAAUUUUAUUUGAUCAAAUGUAGAUCGUAAAUAAUAAGUAAUUGAGUAUUGAACAAUAAGGGAGGAGCAGAAAUCUUUAAAAACACAUACUUUUACAACAAAUUUUCUCACCCAUGAAUAAUAUAAGAAAAGUUACUGUACUGUUAUAUUUUUUUAGUGUUUCCUUUUUAAUUUUUAACUAUGAUACAAAAGUCAAGUUCACCUCGAUCAGAUUUAAGUAAGAACGCACACACGGCGUACAAAUAUGUCAACAUUGUAUCAAAUCAAACGAUGCACUGGUUAAUUGUAAUUCGUAUUUAUAAUUGUGGAAGUGCGAUUAAUUCUUGUGAUUACCGUAUAAGAUCUGUGAACUAAUUAUUAAUGUAUACCGUAUUGUACAUACCUACAUCGUAUAUGGGAGAAAAUAUAUACGUCUAGUGUAUGUAUAUUUGCAUCAUAGCUAUAGCUAGUCCUCUGUCAUACAGCCGUUGAGGAAUAUUAAUAAUAAAUAAUCGACUUAGAAAUAUAUUUACGCCUAAGUUUGAGGGGGUCGUAACAUCGGAUCAGCAGGUGCGCGGACGUUACCGAUAAUAGAAUACGUUAUGCAAACAAUUUUAUUUUACUCCUAGUGCAAUAGAAAAUGUGACAAUCACCAGAGAACAGAGAAAGGGAAGCUAGAAGUUUGAAUUUUUUGUUUUAACGAACAAUGAGAUUAAUGGCCGCUACUGCAGACUCUUAAAUAGUUCACUUCCCGACUUGAAUCUUUUUGUACUAUUGUCAAAGCCAGAAAUUGGUGACACUUCAAGUUUCGGUCGUUUCAACGAGAAUCUUAGUUCUUGCAUGAUCGAAAAACAUCUAUAUUACUAUUGUUAUUAUUAUUAUUAUUGCUUUUACAAAUUUUCUAACUACCGAAAAUUUCAAUAAGCGAAUGUACCUAUCAUAUGCUUUGUAAUUUAUUCACGCAGUAUACCCUUCAUGGUGUUUAUUAAUAUGUCCACUUAAAUAAUAUUAUGCCAGAAUUAUACAGAUUUUUUAUAUUUUGUAUAUCGAAUAUGUACCCCUGAUGGUUAAUUUCAAUUAUUUUUGUUACGCGUGUAUAGUAAAUACAGAUAGUAUAAUGGCUGGGUGAAUAUUUGCAAAUAGUAUAACGAGGAAAAACAUUUAUACUGCUAUAUCUUCCAUAACGUAGAUGCGUUGUUGUUAGGCUUUGGAUUCACAUAACGCAUAUAUGUAUGUACAUAUUAUAUAUAUACCGGAAAUUUUUUCGCUUGCGCAUUUUCGUUUUUCUUUUGAAAAACUUCAUGGUGCCACAGAGAGGUUGUUUUCCAAGAACGCAAAUUUGCAUAAUUUCUUUCAAGAGAUUAUAAAGUGACCAGCUUAGACAUUAUUUAAAUAUCACAAUUUAAUAAUGUGUAAGAUUGGUUAUCAGUUCAGUAAAUUUACAUGGGUAUCUUUCACAAGACUUGAUGGUUUUUAACUUGACACAAGCCCGAUUCAGUUUCUUUUGUAAAAUUUGUUCGUCGCAUUGCAUUAUAGCGAAUGAGAAAUUUUUACGAGACUAAAAUAAUAUCGGCUAAUAUGGAAAAUAUUUUCGUACACUUUUUGGAAAGUUAAAAACCAUAAUUAUUUCAGUAAUCUCCAGUUAUGUAAGCGACGAUAAAUACACGUGAAAAAAAAAUUUGUUAGUAUGGGUGUGUAAAUUCUUUUACUGUGAAAAUAAAACUACAUAAGGAUAUGACGAUUUUAUAAGCGUGAAUAACGGAAUGAAAAAAAAGACGGAUGAAUUGUUAUGAUAUUAUACAAUAUUGCAUAUUUUAUUUAAUUUUAUACAAACAUCAUGAUUUAUUAUUAUUAUUAUUAUCAUUGCUUAGUAUGUAACAAAUGUUUGUAUUACAAAAUAAAUAAAUCUCAUUGUUUACAAAAAAAAAAAAAAAAUAAGGAAGACAGCAAUAACAAUUGCAGCGUUAAUGCACCAAAUAUUAUACAUAAUUCAUAAUCCUUCUUACACCUCCAAGUUUUCAAUAACCGAUCAUCUAUGGU